ACAUUCUACAUAAUUAGUUUUGACACAUUCGAUGGUUUUGACAGAGUGCGCUCCCCCACCCCUAUGUACGCAAAGGUUUUAUGGUUAUUGUGUAUGUUACCUGAUUAGUUUGGACGCUGCUAUUACAGUCAAUGGUAAUGACCAGAAGAUACAGUAAUGUCGUGUGCUGAAUAUACAGCAAACGGAUACGCCUGACAUCAAACCACGCGAACCCUCUUCAGAGCCCCGCCCAUUCCGUUACCACCACGGCUACUGUACUAGCAAAAAUGGCUAGCUGCUAAGCUAGUGGCUGUUGAGAUUCGGCUUACCCCGGCGUCUCUUCUGUUGUCCAUUAAACUUCGGCGUUGUUUCGCCCAGUUUAAAACUGUAAAGACAAACUAUAAAGGGAGGAUGUGCUCUGUUGACGGAUGCGGUUCGUGGCGUCGCGGCGUGCGUAGGUUCAAGUUACCAGAGGAUCCAGAGAAGAGACUGGAGUGGGUUCAGUUUCUUUUCGAUGUCAAUGGCCAACGACUCAAAGAAUCGUCCUGCACCGAUAUCACCAUUUGCAGUGAACACUUUACAGAUGACAGUUUUGAAAACCUGACCCUGACUGGCACGGUACAGCUGAAGCCCAGCGCUGUGCCAUCACUGUGCAUCAAGCCAGAGCCAGACGAACCCGCGGAGACCCUUCAACUUGUACCUGCGGAAACCACAGAUGUUGCUUGUCAGUGUGAUCUUGAAAUGUGUAACAGUCCAACGCCCUCUUCUGAAAAAUCAAAACAUACUUUAACAGGCAAAGACAUGCAGCAAAAAGUUAUAAAUACUGGAUUGAACAAAGAAAAAGCUGCACUUCCACAGAUGGAAGGAAAGUUUGUUGUGAAUGAAAGCUGCCUGUUCCAGUUGUUUCGCCGCAAGUGCCCAUCAUGUGGCUGUAAACUUCAGAUGGAGAAGCUCACCUGUGGGGUAUUGAUCACCUUGAACCAGCACUGCCUUCGGUGUGAGUUCAGAAACCAGUGGAGAAGCCAAGUCAGUGCCAGAGUCCCAACAGCUGAAGAUCAACACCUGAUGGGAGGCACAGAAGUAACUCCAGAGGCACCGAAGGCAAUGCCAGCACAUGACAACCUGAGCAGUACAGUUGUCUCUGAGGUUGUUACUUUUAACGAUGAAGAAAGUAAUCCAUCCGAUGAAGGAGAAGAAGGUGAUGAAGGUCGAGUGAGUUCAGAUGGGGAGUGGAAUCCGACUGAGGAGCUUUUGCUGACUGAGGAGCUUGCAAAGGAAUCUGAGGAAGAAACUGAUGACGAAGGUGUAGAAGAGGAAGUUUUGGAUUCUCCCAGUGGCCUCAAAAUUAAUGAGCUCUGCACAGAGUGUGGAAGUUUUUUCAAUAUUCUGAAGCCUCACACAUGUGAGCACAAAAUAAAGCCCUAUUCUUGUAAUAUUUGUGGUAAAAGAUGUGUUACUGAGGUAUCUUUGAAAAAUCAUAGCAAAAUCCAUGAUGAAACCUACGAACAUCCUUGCAAAUACUGCCACGUUACCUUUAAAACAAGGAUGGAUAAACUUAAACAUGAGCAGAUCCAUCAAGAUAGGAAAGACUCCUACAAAUGUCCUGACUGUCCACAGACAUUUACCACCAAUAAACAGCGCAGAAUCCACCUGGCAAAGCACAGAACCCCGAAGGAGUUCAAAUGUGGACUUUGUGGGAUUGAAUUUAAGGACGUACAUCAUCUCCAGAGACACUCUGUUGUGCACACAGGACUGAAGCCGUACAAGUGUUCAGUGUGCCAGCGUAGCUUCAACCAGGUGAGCCACCUGAAAUCCCACCUUCGUCUGCACACGGGGGAGAGACCGUAUAAGUGUCAGCAUUGUGACAAAUGCUUCAAUCACAACGUGAGCUUGAAGAGCCAUGUCCAGCGUUACCACACAUCAAGCUCUGGACAUGAAAAGAAGAAAGAGAAGACUGAUGAAAGGGCAAGUGACACCGGUGAUGCUGAGAACAAUGGGAAUAGGAAAGACACAGACUCAGAGUUUGACAAUGUAGAAGAACAAGAUAAAGAAGAGGACAUGCAGGCGGCGGGAAUAGAUUCACUGAGAAAGAGGAGCACAGGUAGGCCGAGGGGAAGGCCUAAAAGAAAUACAGCAGGUAGCGUAGUUGUAGAAGGACAAAGGAAAAACCAGCGUUCAGCCAAUAAGUCUGUCAAAUCAAAGGCGCAGAAGUUAAAGAAAACAGGUUCCAGUGACGAAGAAAGUGAGGGUGAGCAAUCAGACAGUGAAAUAUCCCGUGACUCAGCAACAGAAGAAGAGGAGGACAACACAGGGAAGAGCACAGUCAGGUCAAGAAGAAGACCAAAAAAUAACAAGCUAAAGAAUACAUUUGGUGAGAGCCACUGUGAAAACAAAGGAGACAAAGAGUGGAGGCACUGGGUUGAUAUCUCUGAGCAACUUUAG
Messenger RNA from Monopterus albus (swamp eel), 2421 nucleotides. Its product is annotated as zinc finger protein 33A-like. Gene Ontology annotation, molecular function: DNA-binding transcription factor activity, RNA polymerase II-specific; RNA polymerase II transcription regulatory region sequence-specific DNA binding. The transcript has 6 exons. Gene Ontology annotation, biological process: regulation of transcription by RNA polymerase II. The record is from RefSeq and is a predicted model, not a curated record. NCBI's taxonomy places the organism in Eukaryota, Metazoa, Chordata, Actinopteri, Synbranchiformes, Synbranchidae. Gene Ontology annotation, cellular component: nucleus. The coding region runs from base 391 to 2421 and encodes 676 amino acids.